UUACCACCAGUGUUAACUAAUCAAAGUGUCUCGAUUAAAAUGAUUACAAUUAUUUUCGCCUUUCACUCGCACUAAUUACGUCAUCUAGUGGUGAAAACAUCUCCCAUUUCCUCAUUCAUAACCUUAAAUAUGAUUCUAACGCUGUUACUCACUUCAAUGUUUGUAAAUAAGUAUCGAAUCGACGUGCUGGCUUUUUACCGAUUGCUCAUUGCGCGUUAAUUGCAGAAAUGAGUAAUUGAUGUUUGAGGUAACGGGAGUUGCUCCGGAUUUUGUGCUUUUUCGAAUUUGUGGCCUUUUUUCGGUGUGAUUUCAUUUUUCUUUAGAGGAGUGUUGGGGAUUCCUUGGAGAUUUUUGUGUCAAUGAUUUUUACGGAUGAGUGCUCUUAUCAAGAUUACGUGGAAAUUGAAAUAAUGAGGGGCGGGGGAGAGGGAGUGAAGUGAUAGUUGUUUAGAAGAAGGUGUGGUCUGUUUUUUAUGGUUUUUGGAGAAUUUCGGAGGGUGGCACAGAUACUCCAAGAAUCAUGUAACCACACUCUGCCAUGAGUGGCCAAGACCUUCAAGAGCACUCUUACGUGAAGGUGCUCUACGACUUCCAGUACAAAACCGCAGAAGGUCGUGAGAUCUCUAUUAAGAAAAAUGAGCGUCUCUACCUUCUCCAGAAGACAAAUGCAGAUUGGUGGCAGGUGGUGCGGACCUGGGAGCAGCGUUCGUUCUACGUUCCGGCAACGUACGUCCGGGAAAUCUCCAAAAUCACUCGCAAAAAUUCAGACGAGGAUCGCGAUGGCAGCUUUGAGCCUCCAGAUCAUCCAAAAUACAAGAGUAUGCCAAAGGAGAGUCACUCAAGUGCCAUGAAAAACGUUAAAAAAUGGCUAGUAAGCGCAAUGGAUACUAAGCAAGAAUCCUCGAAGCAGUCCUUCAUCGACGACUCCUACAAGCACAACGCCAUGGAUUACCAAUCCCGUGCUGAGUUAAAAGUGGGUUUAGCAGCUAUCAAAUCAAAAUCUCUGGAGCGCGAUCGAAAAUAUGGACAGAGUUUUGAUGAGACAUCCAGAGAAUCCACGAGAGAGCGAAAAAAAUCCAAAGAGGCUCUGAAAAAGCUACCCGAGGAGAGCGAGUCUCCAAAGCCGUUGACAAAAAGCUUCUCAACCAGUCCGAAAUCCUUUGAUAUUCCAUCCAGAAUGGAGAUGUCCCUCCAGGACCCUUUCCGAAAAGAACUCAAGAGUUCCCUCGACCGUCGACGCAAAAUCUCCGACAACACGGAUUACGAUAAACUGAUAAACCAAAAUCGAGAUGAAGCGAGAAACCGAAGGAUUCGAACUCGAUCAUCUCGAUCAGACGACUCCCAGAUCGACAGUGAUUUCGACGAUAAGUUCGACCGCAAGAGAUUUGAAAAACCCCAGAACACCGAAGACCCCAUCGUGAAAAAUAGAAACAGCAGAAGUCUAGAGUUAGAAGCCCAUCAGUUCCAGAGGACAGAGAGAAGUCUGAGUCCAAAACCCACGUAUGGAAGACAGCUGACUAUAGCUGGACAAAUACCUUCUGAUAACGACGAGGAUGACCACAGAAUUCUCAAUGACAAACGAAGAACAUGGGCUGUGGAAGAGCUAAUGUCAGAGUUGACUCAAAUGUGUAAAGAAAGGGGAAGCAAUAAGAAGCCAAACAUUCACCUCAAAAGCACUGAGAUAAAAACCUUUGAUCCUCACGACAAGCUGACACAGGAGCUCCACGAGAUGAAUCUUCUCAAGUCCGAGGGACACACACCAACAACCCCAGCUGACUUCAAGUCCUCCUCCCCCAUAAACAUCUGCAAAAUUUCCAUAAACUCUGAGGAUAGCAGUAUCGAGCACAAAAUGCCAACGGCUCCCCUCGAGGACGACGAGACCUCCAACAUCUCGGAGACCUCAGACACCUCACACAUCUCCACUGAAAAUUCACAAUCAAAACCCUCGAAGCUCCGUAAAAAGUCCUCUAAAUCAGCCUUCACCUUCAAAAAAACCGACACAAUAAUCUCAUCGAAACCAUCGAGAUCUCCAAAAUCCCCGAAGAUACUAGACGAGUACAAUGAGGCAAAUAUUCUCAACGACAUUUCCCCCGAUGAAUUGCUCGAUGACGCUCGAUCGUUAUCUCGAGAUAAGCCGCUGUCGAGUCACCACCCAGAGCCGAUUCACUCGAGCCCCGACAUUGAGAAGCCAUGUUACUCCAACAUCAAGCCCCAGAACCCAGAAAAAGUGAGAAUGCGUCCGAAAUUGAAAAUCAAACCAGUGGACUCUAGCAGCGAAUUGAAAUUGACACCUUCACUGGAGAAAUUGGCUAGUGAAAUAAAAUUCCAACCAGCAAAACGGAGUAGUGAGCUUGGAGACACAAAGAUGAGUGAGAGCUUGAGUGACGAGGGUCACUACGAUGACAGUGGAAUUCAGGAAGGUGUUGACAAGUCUGAUGACUCGUGGAGUCGACUGGAUCCCCCAGAGCCCAAGAAUUACGCUAAAUUCAGACACAAACUUGAGUACACAGGCAGCUUCAAGACGAAACGUGAGGGCAAGUACUUUCGACGAAGGGAGGAGGAUUCUGAUGUCGAUGAUGAUGAGGAGGAGAGCUGGAAAAGAGGACUCAAGAAGAGCUCGACGAUGCACUGUGCAACGAUACCUGAUGCCUAUCGUCGUUUCAGGAGGGACAGAGAUUUUAAUUCGCUGGCUUCAAUAUCGUUCAAGAGGAGGAGUCGAAGUCUCAGUGAUCUGAAGUGCUUGGAGGAGGAUGAGGAUGGUCCUCCUGAGGUAUUCAGUCCCAAGAAGGAGAUGGUAUGCAAGCCUGUGCCACUACCCAGGACUAAACUCCCGGCGAAAUUGGAUAAAAUGGAGGGGAAAGUGAUGCCUGUGCCAAGGAGAAUUCAAAAACGUGAGGACGUAUUUUCUGAGGAUGAUGUGUGGGUGCCGCGAACUGAUGGCUACAGGAAUGCUAAGAUUGCACCUGGGGAUAUUAAUAUCGAAUCAAGCACUGCCGUUGGGUUUAAGACGCUGCUCUGCACGUCUGACAGUGGAUCUGAUAAUUACUUGCAGUCGAAGGAGUUGUUGUCCAGUAAUGAUGGAUUGAAUGACACUCGAGAGGGCAGGGGCAACAGAAAAAUCAGUGCUGAGAGAAAGGAUAAGGCCCAGGGGAGGACCAGGGAGAGCCUUUCUGAUGAACUAGUGCUCAGUUCUAAUGCCAGCUCCGAAGCACUGCAGAGUCAAUCUGAAUCGGAAGUUACUGCUGCUUUCGAGGGCUCGUCACAGCCCAGUCCUGUUCAUCGUGGUGGAGAGGAUGGGUACGAGUGCACUAUCGAUCUGCCUCCUGGGUGGACACAGAAGUUUGAUGAUAUUACUGAACAGAUCUGCUUUGUUAAUGAGGCGGGGGAUAGGUGGUUUUCAUCAAACGAUGCAGAAGGUAAAAUCUACUUUUUCGAGGAGAACAGCAACGAAUCAUCCUGGGUCCUGCCGACAAUUUCCCCAGGGAAGUCCCACCCAAAGACAUCUUUCCAGAGUGAAGAAAAAAUUGAUCGUAACAGCGUAUCCAUGAACGAUGUAUCCCUGACGAAGAAUACAUCGAGUACAUCUCUUCCAGCAAGUCAGAGUCUCGCAAAUCGUGAUUUACCAUCGAAAAAAUCCGGCACAUCUCUGAGUGACUGGCCACAACUAUUCGAUGGCAACAUGAGAGUACUCAAGGAGGGUGCGAUAAGCCGAACAAAAAUAACGGAGAAUGGGAAGAAAUUGAGGAAGAACUGGAGUACCUCCUACGCCGUACUCACAGAAUUAUUUUUAUUAUUUUUCAAAGACGCCAAGACAUUUGCAACUGUGAUGAAGAGUGGCCAGUCAUCGGUGGUGGCUAAGCCCGAUAUAUCUGUUGACCUUAAUGGGGCGUUAAUUGAGCCCGGGGAGAGAGCUAGUAGCCGGAAAAAUGUUUAUAUGAUUAGCACUUUUCUGGGACUCCAAGUGCUUAUUCAAAGUGAUAAUACUGCAUUGGCUGCCGAAUGGUUCCAGGAGAUCCAUGGAGUCAUCAGGAAAUUGCCAUCCAGUUCCAAAUCGCAAGCAAAACCUUUUACCGGUGCAGCCCCGGAAAUGCGGAAAAUUAGUACCAACAAGUCCCCUGGAGAUUCCAAAGGGUCAGAGGAGUCGAAACGAUCAUCCAAGAUUGCUCGAUCGAGGUCUAUGAAGAUGAAGGGACUCGAUGACUCUCUGGAGGAUCUCAGUGGAACUGUUGCUGAGAGGCAGACGAAAAUCAAGGCAAAGUUACGGAGGUUCUUCCUGAGGCGUCCUACUGUUGAGUCUUUAGUUAAAAACGGAAUUUAUAAAGAUGAGCCAGCUUUUGGAUCGUAUCUUGCGGACGUGUGUCCACCCGAUCAUCCCCGUGUUCCCCUGUUCGUAAAAACCUGUAUCGAAGUACUGGAGAGUAACGAGGACAACAUGAAGACUGACGGAUUAUAUCGCGCGAGUGGUAAUUUGAGUCAAAUCCAAAAGAUUCGUCUUCAGGUGGAUCAAUACAACCUCAGUGUUCUGUCUCAAGAGGAGGAUGUCCACGUGCUGACAGGUGCCCUCAAACUAUUCUUUCGCGAAUUGAAAGAGCCCUUGAUACCAUCGAGCUUCUUCAAAGAGGCAUUAAAUGCCAGUAUGCUUAAGAAAACAUCAGCCAAGAUUCAGUGUUUUCGUGAAAUUGUUAAAGCUUUACCACCACCCAAUUACGAUACACUUCAAUUUCUAUUGAAACAUCUUCUGAAGGUCACAUCUUAUCAGGAGUACAACAGAAUGCAUAUACCAAAUUUGGCUAUUGUAUUUGGUCCAACGCUGAUGUGGCCAGCUGAGGAGAGUGCAAAUAUGGCUUUAGAUCUUAUGCAACAGAAUUUAGUUAUCGAAUGCCUUUUGUCCGAGUACAAUAAGAUAUUCAAAUAGAUUUUAAAAAAUUUAACGAAAUAAAUGAAAUUAUUUAUUUUUAGAUGAUCGCUGGUUGAUUGAACGUGAAAGUAUGAUUAAAACAUUCAUUUCUUUCAGUGAUUUUCAUCGAGAGGAGUAGAGAAAUUCUCGUAUUAUUUUUUCUUAAUACUCUGACAAUUUCUGUUAUGAGAAUUACUCAAAAAUAUAGUGAAUUGUUUCGUCACCUCCUUUCUUCUUUGAUUAUAAGAAUUGGGGGGAAUAAUGAUGAUUGCUACUCAUAAGAAGACUAUUUUCGAAAUUUCAAACGAAAAAUUAAAUUUUUUAUAAGACCUCUUUGCUCCACUUGGUUGAAAAAAAUUCCAAUUUGUUUCGUUUUUUUUUAAAUAAAAAUCAUUCCAAUUCCAAAAAAAAAACUCCCUAUAUUGAGUGUUGCUCGAAAGUGAAGUAUUUUUCGAGAUUAAAGAUUUAAAAAGGAUUAUAAUUACUCGAAUGGAAGUGAUGAACUAUCGAAUCGCCCAAUUCGUUCAAAUUUAGCGUAUUCCUGAUUUCACUAUCGGAAUUCCUACGAAACUUACAAAAAUGAUAACUUAUGCACAAAAAUUAUAAAAUUAAUUUUUUUAUCUAGAUGAAAAGAUAAAAAAUGGAUAUAUUUGAAGAAUAAUUGUGAAUACACGUUAACAACUCGAUUGUAAUUUAUGUAAAUAUCUGAUUAAAAAAUAUUUUAUUGUUAGACUAUUGAAAUCUUGUGAGGCAUGAAUUUUAAUU
Messenger RNA from Fopius arisanus, 5662 nucleotides. RefSeq lists its product as uncharacterized. The record is from RefSeq and is a predicted model, not a curated record. Gene Ontology annotation, biological process: regulation of GTPase activity; signal transduction. Gene Ontology annotation, cellular component: cytoplasm. Gene Ontology annotation, molecular function: protein binding. Bases 539 to 4915 code for a protein of 1458 amino acids. The transcript has 5 exons. NCBI's taxonomy places the organism in Eukaryota, Metazoa, Arthropoda, Insecta, Hymenoptera, Braconidae.